Molecule: messenger RNA, 1516 nt
Organism: Acanthopagrus latus (yellowfin seabream)
Lineage: Eukaryota; Metazoa; Chordata; Actinopteri; Spariformes; Sparidae
Product: CD209 antigen-like protein C
Exons: 4
Coding region: 78-851 (257 amino acids)
Source: RefSeq, a predicted model, not a curated record
CAAGUGUUUGAUGCAACUGCAUGUAGAGUGCGAGAGCUAGGACCAGAGGGGAAAGGACACUGACCACAAAUCUACAAAUGUCACUGUCGUUUAACAGCAAAUCGGGGGAGGUUGAAGGAGAUGGCUGGAAUCUGAUGUCCUCUGGCAGCAGAUCAAAUCAUGGAUGGCGUUCUCGGAGUUCAGUGUGCUGGAUUGGAGCUGCUGCACUGUGUCUGGGGCUUCUUCUGCUCACUGUGAUCAUGGUGGCCCACAAUACCAGUGCUGUCAAUCAGUGGGACUCGAAGUAUACAGACCUGAUUCACCAGCUCACCCAAGGCAGAGACAAACUGAGUGACGAGCGAGACCAACUGAAGAUCCAAUCCAGCAACCUGACACAAGAGUUGGAGGUCCUGCGGAGCCAGUAUAACGAAGUGGUUGACAGUCGAGAUAAGUUACAAGAGGACAUCAAAAACUUACAUCUCAACAAAACAGAUAAAUCUUGCAAGCCUGGCUGGAUAAAAUUCAACAACACGUGCUACAUUUUCUCUCCGUGUGGGGCAUCUCUAACCUGGAAAGGCGCCAGAAAAGACUGUCAACAGAAAGGAGCGGACCUGGUGAUUAUAACCACAAGAGACGAGAUGGAUUUUGUCAAGAGCAGUUUUGCUGUGACCUGGAUCGGUCUGUCUCGCCACGAGCAUGAGGACAAAUGGAAGUGGGUGGAUGGAACCUUCCUGGAUGGUGAUGGAUUCUGGCAAGAUGGGGAGCCCAAUAACUCUGAUGGGGAAGAGGACUGUGUGGAGCUCUCACGUUCGGCAACAGCAUGGAAUGACGUGCCUUGUAAGCAAAGAUUUCCAUGGGUGUGUGAGGAUUGAGGACCGGAGCUGAGUUUGUCUUUCUGUUGAUGUCGUUCAAGGCCUUCGCUGGAAAUACCGUUUAGAACAUAGACACAAAAUGGUAUGACAACAACUGUUCCUUUUCAUUGUGUCUCUAUAUACUAUACUACAAACAGGCUGUGUGUAUUUUUCUCAUUUCUUUUGUGAAAUACAAAGCACCAAAAUAAAUGUAAAGAUGAUUUAUGCAUUCAAGAGUGACACCGAUUGGGUUUCCUUUAAUCUUCACAUUACUGCUCAUUUAUAUUUGGUUCCUGCUUUCAUCAGUCACUCUCCGUCGUUGUUAUUAAAGGACAAUAGCAGAAAAUGAAUAAAUGAAUUAAGGUUCAUACUGGGAUUGAUUCAUAUUGUGUAAUAAAAAUGUUUUGCCCUUCCGUUCCAGUGAACACAUGUACACUGGUUGUAUAAUGGGGACACCACUCCUACAGAUCACGUCACAGUAUCAGACGUCCGAUCAUUGUAAUUGUCAUAAUAACACAUACAUACCAACACAUGAUCAGCAUAAUUCACAUGAGAAAAUGCAUGAUGCCUCAACAUAAUUGUGAAUCAAUGAGGCAAAUCCGUAAAAUGGCUUAAACACAAAUAAAGGUGUAUCUUCUGAAUGUUUUCUUCCACUGUUUCUGAAGUAAACAAUAAAAAACUUGAAC